This is a messenger RNA of Ilex paraguariensis (yerba mate), 681 nucleotides long. The record is from the annotation of a GenBank genome assembly. Lineage: Eukaryota; Viridiplantae; Streptophyta; Magnoliopsida; Aquifoliales; Aquifoliaceae.
GUAGAUUUUCGAAGCUUGAGAGGCAUUGUAAAGAUCAUAGGGACAUUCAUGUGUGUUGGUGGAGCCAUCAUCAUGGCACUGCUCCGAGGCCCUAAGCUACUGAACGGAGAACUCCAAUCAACAAAGUUAGCCCUUGGGUCAGGAGCUGAGAAUUGGUUGCUGGGUUGUCUAUUUCUCUUUGGAAGCAGUUCUUGCUGGUCAAUUUGGCUCAUUUUGCAGGUCCCAGUUUGUGCAAGCUAUCCUGAUCACCUCUCUUUAUCUGCUUGGAUGUGUCUCAUGGCAACUUUACAAUCAGCAACAAUUGAAUUGUUCACAGAGAUAGACAGGGAUGCUUGGAUUUUGCAUACAUAUAUUGAACUUGGGUGUUGUUUCUAUUCAGCUAACCAUUUUUGCACAAGCCUGGUGCAUCUCAAAAGGGGUCCUCUCUUCUCUGCAAUGUUCAAUCCUCUAUGCACAGUGAUUGUGACCAUCUUUGCUGCAAUAUUUCUACAUGAAGAAAUCUAUACAGGAAGCUUGGUAGGUGCUUUUGGUGUGAUAAUUGGAUUGUAUGUUGUGCUAUGGAGCAAAGCCAGAGACCUUGAAGAGUUAACUCCUUCAAGGUCUCUGGCUUUGCUCCAUAGCACAACAUACAAUCCAAUUAUCACACCAAAAGCACCUACCAAGCUGAAAUCAAAGUCUUAG